Messenger RNA from Sparassis crispa, 2472 nucleotides. RefSeq lists its product as hypothetical. The record is from RefSeq and is a predicted model, not a curated record. Lineage: Eukaryota; Fungi; Basidiomycota; Agaricomycetes; Polyporales; Sparassidaceae. Gene Ontology annotation, molecular function: protein kinase activity; ATP binding. The coding region runs from base 1 to 2472 and encodes 823 amino acids. The transcript has 5 exons. Gene Ontology annotation, biological process: protein phosphorylation.
AUGGCCACACCGCUCGCCAGGAACGACCCGGAAUACGAAGUGUGGCAACAGCAGCAUGAGGACUUCGACUCCAAGGAUGCCAAAAGGCGCUACCACCAGUAUGCAAAUUCCGCCAAGACACACAUUCUUGGCCCAAUGCCUGUCGACGAAUUUCUGGAGUUCUUACCUGAGACAGAUACCUCCAUGAUGCCGCGUACCACCGAUGCUUUCAAAAGGGUCCCGACAGAGGCGAGAACAGAACAACAAAUCUAUAAACCACUGAUUAAUGCAUUGAAUGGCACGAAAGCGGGCGCUAGGAAAUCUCGGCCUCGGUGUCCUGGAUUCACGUUCAAGGAGACUUCUAUGUCUAGCGUUGAUCGCGGGGAGAUUGGGUCAACGAACGCCCAUGUCUGCUGUUAUUCCGAAGACGUUAACGAUGCUCACUUGGCGUUGGUAGCCUCUCUUGGUUGCGCUGAUUUGCACAUCGAAGUACAGCGACAUCCCACUUUCGACCCCUUCACGGAUCCAGCUCCCGAUGCUGAUCGCUCCUCACACAACUUCACUCUCAACACUGUUGACGACCGUACUCACAAGCACGCCGAAGAAGCACUGGGUAGGAACGUUGUAUGCGUAAUCGAAGCGUGUGCUCGUCAACACCGCGCUUUCUACUUCUCGAUUUCGUUGGCCGGGUCUCGUGCUCGCCUCAUACGGUGGGACCGCUGCGGAGCCAUCGUUUCAGAAUCAUUCGACAUUCGUGCUCAGCCCGAACCGCUUUGCGAGUUCUUGUGGCGAUAUGCCCACGCUUCAAAAUCGCAGCGCGGCUACGAUGUGUCCGUCGAACCUGCGACUCGAGACGAGGAGGAACUCUUCAGAGAGUCCAUCAAAUGCCACGUCAAACUCCAGCUGGAUCUCGACGGGGAAGACUUGGUCGCUGCGAUGGAGGAGCACUACCAGCCUGGCGUCGUUGUUGCGGUCAACAUGGUCGACGAGGGCUCUCCGGGGCAUGUGGCGCGCCGACUACUCAUCUCUCGGCCGGUGGUGUCACCCCUCUCACUGACAGGCCGAGGAACGAGGGGUUACUGGGCGGUCACCGCCGAUGGCCCAAGAGGUGAGAUGGUGUUCUUGAAGGAUACGUGGCGAUACAACGGCGGUGGACAACAAAAGGAGGGUGAUAUCUUGGCGGAUUUGCAGGGUGCUAGGGUGCCGAAUAUUCCGCGGUUAAUCUCUCACGGAGAUGUCCUAGAGCGGUUGCCCAUCGUGAAUGGGAUGGACGAAGACAUGGAGGACGGCGACGUCGAAGAGCUAUCUCUGCAGCGCACGCUGACCGAUCGCUUUCAGCAAGCGCACUGGGUUUGCAAGCGUGAACAAAUUCCGCAGCUUCCGCUCGUACAUUACCGAUUAGUGUUGGGCACCGUUGGUUAUGGGCUGCAGCGCUUCCAAGGCACGCAAGAGCUUCUUCGGGGGACGUUCGACGCGUACCAAGCUAUUUUGGGAGCUUUCAACCUGGAGGAUGUCACGAAACGUAGGUUGCACCGUGACGUCAGUCUAGGCAACAUCAUCCUCUUCAGGGAUCCGAAAGCAACGGAUACGAAGAGGUAUGGCUAUCUGAUUGAUUGGGAGCUGUCGUGUUUGGUGACAGAUGAGGGUGAGGCUUGCGAACACACAAAAGCGGGCACCUUGCAAUUUAUGUCGCAACGCAUACUGAGCCAUGAUAAUGUGGCUCACACGAUCCAGGACGACAUGGAGUCUAUCCUCUGGGUCGUACUGUACUGCAGUUUGCGAUGGUUGGAUCACGAUUUGCCUUUGGAAAAGUUGGCCAAGAAGAUGGUCUACAUUUUUGACCAAUGCGUUGUCUACGACCAUGGCAAUUUCGUGGGUGGCGAUGCCAAGCUCCGCAAUCAGUUGGAUCGGGGUUACACGAGCAACAUUCAUUUUUCAAAUCCGGCGAUUCAGCAAUGGCUCGACGAAGUCAUGAAAUUUAACUCGUCCGCCGCGUUUCCUCACCUUUGGGACGAAGCGUGUGCGGAGGUCUGGAAGGAUCCCACGAAGUUUAACGCAUUUUGGCGGGACUUCCUCAGAGAUCAUGCGAUUUCCGACAGCGAUAGAGUCUCGCGAAAGUUAACUCGACCUGACGACAAAAGGUACCAUUGGUCAUCAUCAACCAUUUCGUCUACCUCUGCAACCGAGCAUCCCGCACCUGCGGCAUUGCCUUCACGGAAGAGAAAGGCGGUCGACGAGCCCCUUGGUGCGGAACCAGAGAAGACGGCCAGCUCCCGAGUACCCACAGUGCCUCGUGGAGCUUACACAGGACCUAUCACGCGCUCGAUGGCGAAGCGGAGACAGAUCGAAGGCCAAGGACAGGGCGUCGCAGUGGGUGGCUCGGAUCUGCCGAUACAGCCUCAGUGGAGCCCUCGACGUUUGAGGCCUCGUCCAGCGAAGGUCGACAAUACGAGCCUUGCGCGACAUGGUCGCAAGGUUCGCCGGUCGAAAUGA